Molecule: messenger RNA, 941 nt
Organism: Colius striatus (speckled mousebird)
Lineage: Eukaryota; Metazoa; Chordata; Aves; Coliiformes; Coliidae
Exons: 5
Coding region: 1-837 (278 amino acids)
Source: RefSeq, a predicted model, not a curated record
AUGGGGAGUGCAGGGAGUGGUGCAGCCGGUUCUGCUGCUCGCUGUGUCACCCCUGAUCACCGCACCCCUCCUCACCUGGCCACGGCCCCGAUAUUUAAUGGGCACCCACCAGCCCGGGAGACCUGUGCCAAGGACGUCAAUCGGGUUGCUGCUGGUGGCUGUGCUUACAGAGAGUGCUGCCAGUAUCACCUCCGCUGGGAGCUUCUCUGCAGGUCAGCUCACAAAGGAUGUGGAACCCCAACUCAGGUACUCCAGGAGGGGUGCCACCACCCCAGGUCCAAGUUUGCCCUCCAGCCCCUCAGGGAUACCCUGGUCCUGGCACACCCGGGGCCUACCCCUCAGCUGGUUACCCCGGUGGCCCUUCUCCCUAUCCUCCAGGACAUCACCCCCCUGGGCCCCCACCACCGGGACAUCACCCCCCUGGGCACCCACCACCGGGACAUCACCCCCCUGGGCACCCACCACCGGGACAUCACCCCCAUGGGCACCCACCGCCGGGACAUCACCCCCCUGGGCCCCCACCACCGGGACAUCACCCCCACGGGCACCCACCGCCAUGCCCCCCUCACUGCCAUAAGAAGCACAAGGAGAAGCAUCAUAAGAAGGACAAGAAGCACUCCAAGCACCAUGGAGGCAAGCACUCAAGCAGCUCAAGCAGCAGUUCUGACUCUGACUGAGGAGGAUGUCUUCCACCCACAUGGCCAUGAAGUGACGAACCAUGAAGACGAACGUGCUGUGGGAGCUAUACACUUGUUGCUUCAUGCCUUUUCCUUUGCUCUGAGCACAGCAUUUCACCUGCCAAAUGGUUUUCUUGCUUUUAGCUGGCAAAUUCCUUGAUCUGGGAAUCACUGUAAGUUGAUGGGCAGCACCCCUGUCUGCUUGUCUUUCUGGAGAGUCCACUAAAAGCUAUCCCCAAGGCUGCAGGCCUUGGUUGGUGUGCA